AUGGCAACUUUUUUAAUCAGUCCCAAAACAGCACUUUUGUGUGCUGAUGUCAGACGCAAGAAAAGUAUUCACACUUGUUUAAUUCCUUUUCUUCCUUCACUGCUGCUCUUAGCCACUCCAACAGAUACGAAUGACCCCAGUCAAGCCGGUCCUAAGGACCAAGUGUACACUUCCUCGCGGGGACAGGUGACUGUCUGUGAAGAGCUGCGGGCUCCAACUGUCGAGAAGGCUGCCGGCUACCUGGACGCUGUGAUUGCGGCCCUAGCAGCCAACAGGACCUGCGCAAAUGUCUCAUCCUCCAACGGACCAACCAACGAAAAUUCAUACAGGACUGUCAGUGGACAGAAGGUCAACACUGCUGGAGCCGGACUCGUAGAAGACGGUUCUUGGAGCACGGACACUACCGUUUGA
Protopolystoma xenopodis is the source of this 411-nucleotide messenger RNA. The record is from the annotation of a GenBank genome assembly. NCBI's taxonomy places the organism in Eukaryota, Metazoa, Platyhelminthes, Monogenea, Polystomatidea, Polystomatidae.